This is a messenger RNA of Orbicella faveolata, 1881 nucleotides long. Its product is annotated as synaptic vesicle 2-related protein-like. Gene Ontology annotation, biological process: transmembrane transport. The record is from RefSeq and is a predicted model, not a curated record. Gene Ontology annotation, cellular component: membrane. Gene Ontology annotation, molecular function: transmembrane transporter activity. Lineage: Eukaryota; Metazoa; Cnidaria; Anthozoa; Scleractinia; Merulinidae.
GUGAUGUGACUCGCCUAUUCCCUAAGAAAAUCAGACACCAGAAGACGUAAUUAUAUUUCUUUAAAAAAGAUCGCUUUGUUUCAGAACGAUAGCUAAUCAUUUCGCGGAUCUCAAGAAGCUUGUGAUCGUGUUGAGAUAACUGCAAAACGCUGAUUCCCUUUGAGGGGAUUAACCUUUACCAUUAUGGGAACUCCAGAUGAUAAAUUAGGUCUAACAGCCGAAGAAGACGAUCCAGGAGUGACUAUAUCACAGAAUUCAGAGCAGGAAAGUAAAGCUACCUACACUGUGGAAGAGGCGAUCGACAAAAUCGGUUAUGGACCUUUUCAAGUAAAACUGAUGGUUGUAAUCGGCUUGGCCUGGAUGGCAGACUCGAUGGAAGUGACAAUUUUGGCUAUCGUAUGUCCUGCAAUCCGAUGUGAGUGGAAUUUGGCCACGUGGCAAGAAGCAACGGUCACUACGGCCGUUUUCGCCGGAAUGACAAUAAGCACUUGCAUUUGGGGCUACGUUUCAGAUAACUUUGGAAGGAAGAUAGAAGUGCUGGCUUGCACUGUUGUCAUUUUUGUUGGUGCCUUGCUGAGUGCGUUUGCACCAAACUACUUUUGGAUCAUGGUGUUCAGUACCGUGGUGGGACUGGGAAUGGGAGGCGUGGCCCAAUGCAUGAAUCUUUGGGCUGAGUUCCUACCAAGCAAAGGAAGAGGAGUCUCGCUAAAUGCUCUUUCGGUAAAUACCCCGCAAUGCUUUGCAUUGCUUAGCGUUGCAUAUUCUUUAGUCUGGCGACAGACUGAACUUGAGGCGUGGCUUGUAUUUGAAAGCAAUAUAUACGUAUUGUUAAAAGCGAUCAUUCUGUUGUUCUCGUUGCAGUUAUCAUGGUCUCUAGGAUCUUGCUUGGAGAUUCUUGUCGCUCUCGUGGUGAUGCCCACGCUGGGCUGGAGAUGGUUGUUCUUCAUCUCCUCGCUUCCUCUGUUUAUUUUUAUUUGUUGUAGUAAGCUCGUUCCAGAGUCUCCUCGUUUCUACAUGACAGCUGGCAAGCCAGAGAAAGCUUUGUGUAUUCUACAGAGGAUCGCUAAAGAAAACAAGAAAGAACUUCCUCCAGGACAGCUAGUCGUUACAGAAAAACACGAGAUAUCCCGAGGAAGAAUAACACAUCUUUUUUCUCCUGAAUUUCGUAGAUCUACGAUUUUAUUAUGGAUCAUUUGGUUCAGUAGCCACUUUGUAAUCUAUGGAAUAGCGCUUAUAACAACUGAGAUGUUCUCUAGAACGGACCCUUGUAGAGGUAUCAAUCCUGAAGGGGCCAGUACUACAAAUACUUCAGAUAAUGCCUCACCCGAGGCCACUCCUUGUAAACAGCUUGAUUAUCAAGACUACGCUAAUUACUUUAUUGUUAUGUCAGGCGAUCUUUUAGGAUUAGUGUUUAUAUUUUUCAUGGUGGACAAAAUAGGUAGAAAAAUGGUUCAAUUUGCGGCUUUCCUAGGAAGUGCUAUUUUCCUAACAGCCUUAUUUAUUUGUACAAGAAGUCGUUUAUCGACCACGCUGUUUUUGUACGGCUCUCGUUUGUUCAUAAGUAUUGCUGAUAUGUGCGGCUAUGUAUACACCCCGGAAGUGUAUCCCACGAACAUGCGCGGUAUCGGCCUGGGAGCAUGCUCCGGAGCAGCGAGGAUUGGCUGUAUGAUAACUCCUUUUGUUGCCAUGGUUCUGAUGCCUCAUUCCAUCCUGCUAUCACUUAGUUUGUACAGCGGAUUUUCUGUUCUGGGCAUAGUCACUGUGCUUCUUCUGCCCAUCGAGACUAAAGGACGAGCAUUGCAAGUGAGUCGGACAACUGUUCAAUAUUGCAUAUUUCCAUUAUGGCUCCUGAUAUUUCAUUACGUUAAGUUAAAAGUUUAA